Molecule: messenger RNA, 3459 nt
Organism: Syzygium oleosum
Lineage: Eukaryota; Viridiplantae; Streptophyta; Magnoliopsida; Myrtales; Myrtaceae
Product: pentatricopeptide repeat-containing protein At5g59600
Exons: 2
Coding region: 13-1734 (573 amino acids)
Biological process (GO): RNA modification
Molecular function (GO): protein binding; RNA binding
Source: RefSeq, a predicted model, not a curated record
AUAUUGAACCGGAUGAUGAAGAUACAUGGGAACCGAACCGCCCGUCUCCGAUUAGCGCAAAAACCAGUUUCGGACCGGUUCGGAGCGGUGCCUGUUUUGAUGUCUUUCUUCACCAGGUGCCUCGUACGGAACCAGAACCCGCGUGGAACUCCAUCGAUCAACCGUUCGUACCACUCUUCUUUCGAUGCCUGCGCCGCGCUGAUCGACGCUUGUGCUCGUAACCGAGCACUUCGCUCGGGAAAAGCCCUUCACGCCCAUCUGAUCGUUACGGGUCUCUGUACUUCCGCCCACAUUGCCUCCAAAGUCAUCGGGUUCUACACCGACUGUGGAAGCGCGGUUGAUGCACGACGUGUGUUCGAUGAAAUUCCUGAAACGGAUGUCCGACGCUGGACCGUCCUCCUCGGUGCCUUUGCUCGGCGUGGGUACCAUCAGGAGGCUUUCGAUGUGUUCCUCGAGAUGAGGAGGCAGGGGAUGGAACCCAACGAGUUUGUGUUGCCCAGCAUGCUCAAAGUCUGCGGGCAGCUCUCGGAUCGACGAGCCGGAGAGAAUGUGCACGCUUUGGUUCUGAAACUGUCGGUCGAAGACGAUCUGUUCAUCAAUUCCGCGCUGAUUGAUAUGUACUCUAAAUGUGGGCAAGUUCAAAAGGCGCGCACGGUAUUUGAUAUGAUGGUAGAGAAAGAUUUGGUCACAUUCAAUGCUAUGGUUUCAGGUUAUGCUCAAAAUGGCUUUGCUAAAGAGGCAAUUGGAUUGGCGGAGGACAUGAAGUCUUGGGGUCUGAAGCCAGAUAUUGUAACCUGGAAUGCAUUGAUUAAUGGGUUUUCGCAGAAGGGGGAUCCUCUGGCUGGUCGAGACCUACUCAAGUCAAUGAGCUUUGCUGGUAUUGAGCCGGAUGUGGUGUCUUGGACUUCUAUUAUAUCUGGACUCGUACAGAGUUCCCAACACGAAGAUGCUUUUAAGACAUUAAAGGAGAUGAUGGCUUGCAGGGUUUACCCCAAUUCGGCCACCAUUAGUAGUCUCUUGCCUGCUUGUGCUACAUCUGCCAAUGUGAGGCUUGGGAAGGAAAUGCAUGGUUAUGCAGUUGUGCUUGGAGUGGAGAACGAUAUCUUUGUGAGAAGCACUCUUCUUGACAUGUAUGCGAAAUGUGGUCUUAUAACCGAAGCCAAGUUGUUAUUCUAUAAUAUGUCUGAAAAGAAUGCAGUCUCUUGGAAUUCCAUGAUCUUUGGGUUGGCUAGCCAUGGUUAUUGUAGCGAAGCAAUUGAAACUUUCACUCAGAUGGAGAAGGAAGAUAGUAAGAGGGUCGAUCACCUGACCUUCACGGCAGCUCUCACUGCUUGUAGUCAUGGAGGUAUGAUUGAACUUGGACAGAGUUUGUUCCACAAGAUGCAGGAAGCUUACAAGAUAGCGCCAAGGCUUGAGCAUUAUGCUUGCAUGGUGGAUCUUCUUGGUCGAGGUGGAAAACUAUCGGAAGCUUAUGACUUUAUUGAGGCAAUGCCUGUGGAACCUGACUUGUUUGUCUGGGGAGCCCUACUAGGGGCAUGUAGGAACCACGGGAACUUGGAACUCGCAGAAAUAGCGGCUCGGCAUCUUUCAAGCCUUGAGCCUGGAAAUGCCGGGAAUAGUAUGUUGCUGUCUGAAUUAUAUGCCAAUGCCAGUAAUGAUUGGAAUGCAAGGUUAAGAAUGAAAAGAAGAAAACUGAUUAAGUUUCUUGGUUCUAGUUGGAUAGAGUCUGUCUGAUGCUCAGAGACAGCUUGAAGUGAAUGCUACUAUGUUAUCUCCAUCCUGAGAAUGAAAAAGUUUACUCUUGCACAUUAAAACAGGUGCAAUUACAAUCAGUUACAACUACAUUGUUACAACUCAGUACGGGACUGCUGUGGAAGAUCAGAUGACGAGCAGAGAUAAUUGGUGAUUCCAUCGGAUGGUUCAGAUCAAGUGCGACCAUUUGAAUGGGGAGAUAGGGAAACUGAGAACUUGCCAAGAAAAAAGAUAGAUCUAUUGCGCUGGUGUUAAUUUGAAGAAGAGGAAAAGAAGUAAGCAGAGAGGGAACGAGAAAAGAAAGAAAUCAAGAGAGAGAGGAAGGGUUUUGGUUCGGCAAGCCACGGGCAACUCGACACGCAGAAUCAAUGUCGUUUUGAAGCGCUCGGUAAGAAUUUGAAGUCUUGAUUUCUUUAAUCGAAGAUAAUUUCUUAGUACAGAUGUAAUUUAGGAUUGUGUUGUAUUUUGAGUUGCUAGGUUGGUUCUCGAGGUUGGUGAAUUGAGAAAUCAUGUUAUUAAGAAAUUGCAGGGUGUCGUGAGCGUGUAAAAUUCUAUAGAAAUUGAUUUUUUGUGUACAGUUCGGUCAGAGUGAAAUUUUGGAGUUUAUUGCGCAUUGUUCGUACCAAAUUUGAAGUGUUGUGUUUGGUGCCAAUUUUGACCCGCUUCUGGCCAUCUUUUAGUGUGUCAAGUUAAUUUACCAAUGACUCCGGACCCUCUUGAAACGAGCAUAGGUAAAGUUCAAGAAAACGGUUUUAAAUUCGGCGCAUGAGCUAUUGCAGUACAGCGGACAACAGCGGUAGUUGUUCUGCUUUGGGUGAGCUUUUUGUUGGUUGUCAGAGUGGCUUUGUCACCAAAUAAGCUUAGUUUUGUCAAAUCUUAGUUAAGGUCGUUAUUUCCUUGAUUUUGAUAUACAUUUGUCACUUAAUUGAUUAGAUGUAGAGUUAUUUCACUCAAGCUACUUCAAAUUUUCAGGAGAGUGGUGCUUAUGUUUUAAAGGAAUUGUGAAUUCAUGUCUUGAAAAUGAUAGAAAAGAGGCAUCACACAAUAUGAUUUACAUUAAAAAGAGAAAAAGGUUUGUGGUACUUAGAGUAUAUUUUGUCGCAUCAAGCUAGAUCAUACCCUUUUGGUUAUUUGAACUGGCAUAGUAAAGCAUUUCUUGAAAUUAGUUGAUUAUUUCUAAAAUGGUCGGAGAAAUGCUAUCUAAAAUGUAUGUUGCUUGAUAAAUUGAACUGGGAAAAGUUAUAGGUUUCGGUUUGUGUUCCGAUUUAUAAAAUAGAUUUUGGAUUGGUUUUGUGAGUUGUUGGAAAAUGAGUUGGUGGUUUUAUGCCCUUAUUUAAGUGCUAAACCCAUUUGAGAGGUUAUGUACGCAUAAUGUCACCGGACGCCCUGUUUGGGCCAAGACACCGACUGAUAUAGGUGGAGACUUACGCCAAGGGAGGAAUAAUCGUUGUCAUGGGACGUUAAACGUGAACAUAGUUUGAUAGUAAGCACUAUCUAUAUUGAUUGAUGGACUGAAUCAUUGAUGUCUGCAUUAAUAUUGUUGAUCAAAUAGAUAUAUUUGAAGUGAUAUAACUCGUCUUUGAUCUUGCACGUAUAUUAUAUACUAGAUUUGGAUAAAUGUGUUUGGAUACCAUUUGUAAAUAUAUAAAAUAAAUGCUCAAUUUGCUUAGAAGAGAUUUAUACUACUCAUCAAGCUGUGAUUUUUGC